AUGGCGACUCCGGGGAGAAACACCGACGUGGGUUCCCCCCUUCCCCUGCGGCGGUCCGGUCGCCCACGCAAAAGGCGAUCCGAUCAUUCAGAAGAUGCCGACUACAACAAGGAACCAUUGGCUACCUUGCGUCCCUCGACCGAAACUAGGCGGAAUCCCAAGCGGCGGGCGGCCCCGGAGGCGUUUGAUAUGCCCGACAACCUCCUCGAGGCAUCUCUGGGACCUUGGAAGGAGAAUGAGCAGGCUGAGUGGGCCAGCUGGAUCGAGCUGGAAUCCGAUCCGGCUUUUUUCACAGCUAUCUUGGGUCGCAUUGGCGUCAAGGGAGUGAAAAUAGAGGAGGUGCUCUCGGUCGAUGAAGACACCUUAGCCACCCUGCCUCCACGGCUUAGUAUUUCUAUACGAACUACCCAUAACGCAUGCGCCACUAUUGCCUUGCUGAACAUUAUCAUGAAUGCGGAAGGCCUAAACCUCGACCUCCUCAACGCCGCCCUCAGUCUUCAAAACGACGUAGACGCCGAGAAGAAGAAGAAGCGGGCCAAGGCGGCCGCUGCGAGACAGAAGAAAAGGAAUCAACAACGGGCGAAGUCUAAAAGCGACAAGUCCUCCGAUGGUUCCGCCUAUCAUUUCAUCGCGUUUGUCCCGGUUGGGCAAGAGGUAUGGCAGCUGGACGGUCUUACUUCAACGCCCGUCUGCAUCGGCGAAUACGGUGAGGACCAGCACUGGACCUCGGUUAUGCGCCCCGUCUUAAAGGAGCGAAUGAUGCGGUACGAGACCGAACGGCUUUCCUUCAGCCUUCUCGCACUCUGCGGCGACCAUCUAGCUUCUGUUCGUCAAAAGCUGGCCGCCAACAUCCGCAGCUUAGCAGAGCUCGAGGCCAAGCAGCAUCACGACCCUGGUUGGGAAUCCAAAACUACCCAAGAUAUCAUCCGUAACCCCACCGACGAACGCCUCUCAUCCUAUCAACUCGACGAGGGGGAUAUCCAAGCCGUGCCCGAGAGCGAGAUUAAAAAAGCGCCCUUGAAACCGCAGGAAUCUUCCUAUUCUGGCCCCUCCUCUUCGUCCGUUUCUAUCUCCGGGCCCCCUCCCCCUUCACCCGCUUCCUCGACCAUUAACGGCAGUGGCCGCGAGGCGAUCGAUGCUGCCCUAAAGCUUUGGGUAGAACUCGGCGCCGAACAGAAGCGCAUCGUGGAGGAAUACGACAAGGAGGUUAGGAUGGCCGGCCAGGACUCGCUUGGUCGCACCAAGGACUACACAGCAGCCGUGCACGAAAGAGCUGCCCAGUCGAAUUGUAACAGCAACGCUGGCGUGGAGUUUCCCAUGACGUAA
This is a messenger RNA of Chaetomium globosum CBS 148.51, 1326 nucleotides long. RefSeq lists its product as uncharacterized. Bases 1 to 1326 code for a protein of 441 amino acids. Gene Ontology annotation, molecular function: cysteine-type deubiquitinase activity. The record is from RefSeq and is a predicted model, not a curated record. NCBI's taxonomy places the organism in Eukaryota, Fungi, Ascomycota, Sordariomycetes, Sordariales, Chaetomiaceae. Gene Ontology annotation, cellular component: cytoplasm. The transcript is spliced from 7 exons. Gene Ontology annotation, biological process: ubiquitin-dependent protein catabolic process; protein deubiquitination.